This is a messenger RNA of Drosophila persimilis, 2986 nucleotides long. Its product is annotated as aminopeptidase N. The coding region runs from base 16 to 2877 and encodes 953 amino acids. Gene Ontology annotation, molecular function: metalloaminopeptidase activity; zinc ion binding; peptide binding. Gene Ontology annotation, biological process: peptide catabolic process; proteolysis. The transcript is spliced from 4 exons. NCBI's taxonomy places the organism in Eukaryota, Metazoa, Arthropoda, Insecta, Diptera, Drosophilidae. The record is from RefSeq and is a predicted model, not a curated record. Gene Ontology annotation, cellular component: cytoplasm.
CGUGCCGUAGACAACAUGACUCGCGUUCAGGUCGGGACAAUGUCCGUGCUGCUAGUCCUGCUGGUGGCCACCACCCAGGCAGCCGUCGUGCGCAGCUUUCCCCCAUUCGAGCAGCUGCAGAGCUUGGAGCAUCCCAAUCUCAGAGCUGUAGUUCCAUUCGCCGACGAAGAAAACUAUCGCCUGCCCAACGAAACGAACCCCCUUCACUACGACGUCUACCUGUCCACCGAUGUCCACCUGGGCGACACGGGCUUCAAUGGCACGGUAUCGAUUACCCUCGAGGUUCUGGAGGCCACACAGAGCAUCGUCGUCCAUGCCCGCCAGCUGGAGAACUUCACCGCCACUAUCCAGCAGCUCGAGGUCGAGGCAGCCACCGAGCAGACUCUUACCUUUGCGUACGAGGCAGAACGGGAGUUCCUUACUCUGAGCCAGACGGGUCUGAGCUUCCCGGCCGAUACCAAGUGGCUGCUGAAGAUCAGCUACCAGGGCAAUCUGCGCACGGACAACGGCGGCUUCUACCUCUCCACAUACACGGAUGAGGAGGGUAAUACCAAGUACCUGGCCACCACCCAGUUCGAGAGCACCGACGCCCGUCACGCCUUCCCCUGCUACGAUGAGCCAGCGAAGCGCGCCAAUUUCACCAUCACCAUCAAGCACGAUCCUUCGUACAACGCCAUCAGCAACAUGCCCCAGAACGAGACUGCCUCCAGCUCUGGAGUAACUGCCUUCAAUACGACCGUUAACAUGCCCACCUAUCUGGUGGCCUUCAUUGUCUCCGAAUUCGUCUACUCGGAGGGAGAGUUGAACGGCUUGCCACAACGCGUCUUCUCCCGCAAGGGCACCGAGCACGAGCAGGAGUGGGCCCUGACCACCGGCAUGCUGGUGGAGAAGCGUCUGUCCGACUAUUUUGGAGUCAAGUUUGCCCUGCCAAAGCUGGACCAGGCCGGUAUUCCCGAUUUCGCUGCCGGCGCCAUGGAGAACUGGGGCCUGGCCACCUACCGCGAAGAGUACAUUCUGUACAACCCGGAGAACUCGACGAUCAACACCCAGACGAACAUUGCCACCAUCGAAGCUCACGAGGAUGCGCACAUGUGGUUCGGUGAUCUGGUCGCCAUCGAAUGGUGGUCCUAUCUCUGGCUUAAGGAGGGAUUCGCUACACUCUUUGAGCAUCUGGCUGUGGAUUUGGCCUAUCCGGAAUGGAACAUUUUCCAGAUCUUCCAUGCCGGCUCCUACCAAAGCGCCCUGAUCAACGACGCCAUUCCCACUGCCCGUCCCAUGUCCUACUUUGUGCAGAAGCCCUCGGAGAUCGGCCUGCUCUAUGACUCGGUAUCGUACGCAAAGGCUGGCUCGGUACUGGACAUGUGGCGCCAUGCCCUGACCAACACCGUCUUCCAGCGCGGUCUGCACAACUACUUGGUGGCCAAUCAAUACUCGGCCGCCAAUCCCAACCAAUUGUUUGCUGCCAUUGCCCUCGCUGCCGUCGAGGAGAACUACGAGGUGCCCGCACUCGUCUCUGACAUGAUGGCCAGCUGGACGAACCAGGGUGGAGUGCCUCUCCUGACAGUGGAGCGCAACUACAACGAUGGCUCCUUCACCAUCAAGCAGGAGGUGUACACCAACGACAAGAACUACACAAACGAAAAGCUGUGGUACGUGCCCGUCAACUACGUGGAUGCCUCGAACCCCGACUUCCGCAACACUGAGGCCACCCACUACCUACUUAACCAGAGCCAAAUUAGCAUCUCGGAUGCCAAGAUCGCUGCCGAUAAUUGGCUUAUCCUGAACAAGAAGUCCACUGGCUACUACCGCAUCAACUACGACAGCCAGAACUGGCAGCUCAUCAUCGACGGACUGAUCAAUCGUCCCCACAAAAUCGAUCCCCGCAAUCGGGCCCAGCUGAUCAGCGAUCUGUAUCGCUUCGCCACCAGCGGCCGUGUGCCCCACGCCACUCUCCUGACCCUGCUCACAUACCUGCCCAACGAGGAUCAGUACGCUCCCUGGUCGGCGGUCAAUACGGUGAUCACUCUGUUCAACCACUACCUCAGCGGCGAUUCCGAUUACGAGAACUUCCAGUUCUACGUGGCAGAGUUGGUCAACCAGCAGUUUGACAAGUUCGGAGUGAACGAUCUGAACGGCGAGCAGCACUUGGUGAAGUUCACGCGCAACCUGCUCAUCAACAUCGCUUGUCUGGCUGGUGUCGAGAGCUGCCUGAAGGAUACCCAGGCAAAGCUGCAGAGCCUGGUCGAUGAUGGCACCACCGUCGAGCCCAACCUCCAGGCGCAGGUCUACUGCAAUGGCCUCAAGCAGGCCGACGCGAAGAUCUUCGACUUUGUCUUCGAUAAGCUGAUGGACUCCAACGACCAGGCCGAGCGUCGCCUGCUCAUCUCGGCUAUUGGGUGCUCACAGAACUCUACUCAGCUGGAUAAGUUUGUAUCGAGCAGCAUUGACCAGACCAAUGGCCUGCGCGUCCAGGAGCGCAUCACUCUGCUGUUUCCGGCCUAUUCCCGCGGAGAGGUUGGUCUGCUGGCAUCGAUUGACUUCCUGCUGGUGCACUGGGAGGAGUAUGCCCUUUUGAACACAGGCUUCGGUGGCAUUAAUCCCCUAUACUCUGACAUCUUUGGCAUAUCCACCUAUUGUGUGAACGAGAAACAGAGGCUUAAGCUGCAGGAGCUGGUGGACCUGGUCAAGGGCUCCAUCUUCGUUCCCGACACGCUGCAAGCAAGCGUCGAUGCCAAUAUUGCUUCCAACUACGAGUGGCUGAAUGUUAACCGUGAGCCUCUGAUGUCCUGGGUCUCCAACUUCCGCAACAGCAGCCCUGCCCUGAACAUCUCCUUCCUGGCCCUGGUCCUGUGCCUUUUGGCCUCCAAACUGUUUUAGUUUCUAGUCCCCUAAGUCCUAAUUUAUAAGUAGUUGAGCUCGUUCGUUGGUCAGCUGACAGGGCCACGGCGAGAACUAUUCAUCAAUAAAACUCCAUUACAUAAGACAA